Drosophila hydei is the source of this 582-nucleotide messenger RNA. RefSeq lists its product as uncharacterized. The transcript has a single exon. The coding region runs from base 1 to 582 and encodes 193 amino acids. Lineage: Eukaryota; Metazoa; Arthropoda; Insecta; Diptera; Drosophilidae. The record is from RefSeq and is a predicted model, not a curated record.
AUGGACCUCACCAUGCAGCCGACACUUGUCUUCAUAUCCUUAGCAGCUGUGGGCAGCGGUACAAUGAUCUAUCCGAAGAUUGCGCCCUCACCCGUGACGUUUCUCUGUGCCGUUGGCAUUCCCGUCGGGGACCUGCCCUAUGAGACCGUCGUCUCUGGCUACGCGUUACGGAUGCAGUACUUCCUGCCCAACAAUGCGUCAGAGACUACAAGCAUUUAUCUGAAGCCACAACCGAUUACGGACAGAAGAAACAACAAAAACGAAUUGGCUUCAAUAUAUCGUUGGAUAUUAUAUAAUGGCAUUGAGAUGAUUCUAGAGAACAUGAAUCUGCCUGGACACAGCUGUCUGUUACGAUUGAUCUGCGACCACGCGGCGCUGCCAUUAAGCCAUGAGAGUGGCUUACUGGGUGAGGUUUUGCACAUAAUAUUAACUCCCUCGAGUUCAAAGGAUCAGCUGAGCAGACGCAAAGAUCACAGCUAUCUAGCAGCAGAGCGUUUGGGUAGACGUGGCAGCAACUGCGCAGCUGUCUUUGGCAAAAAAUGUAAAAGUUCGCCCCUAGAUUUAAUUACUGUAUUAUUAUAA